GAAGUCAGAAGACAUUCAGACUAGAAGGGAGAAUCAGGUUCUGGUUUGUAGUUCUUCAUGGAAAAAGCCUCAGGUGGUAAAUUUCCAUCGAUGAGCUCUUUGGGUUAUUCCCUAAUUUCAGGGUUUUUUCCUUCCAUCUCUUUUUGGGUCUAGAGAGAAACUUUAUGGGUAUAAUCAAUGUGGAAGGAUCCACCAAUUUUGCUCUUUAUAAGAGAUUACAUACUGGAGAGAAACUUAAUAUAAAUGUGGAAAUGCUUCUGGAUAUAGGUCCACUCUUGCUGCUCAUGAAAGAAUCCACAGUGGAGAGAAACCCAAGUGUCAUGGAUGUAGCAAAGCUUUUAGUAGCAAUCUUCCUCUUAUGUACAACAAGGAAUCCACACCAUAAAGAAAUCUUAUGAAUGUAAUUGAAAAAAAAAAGACUAAUAAUGACCAAUAUCUUGGGGAGAUUCAGAUCUCUCUCCUUCUAAAUUCUUCAUUUUAAAAAGUUGUUUCUUGGGGCAGCUGGGAGUCGCAGUGGAUAGAGCACCAGCCCUGAGUUCAAAUCUGACCUCAGAGGGGAAAAAAAAGUUGUUUCUUGAAGGAUAUUACUGCUAAUGAGAUUUCCUUAACUCUUCUCCAAGUCUGACCCCAAGUGAUGACAAGAAAUUUAAUCUAAGGUGGGAAAAUCCAUUUUGUUCUGCUCAAGUGUGAGAGGAGACUUUUUUUCCUGAGGCAAUUGGGGUUAAGUGACUUGUCCAGGGUCACACACAGAUACAGAUUCUUUUGUCUAUAUAGCUCAAGGCUACUGUGAUCCGAGUAGAGAUCAUUUCUCCAUCUAUUCCUGUACCUAUAGGAGAGCAAUUAUUGAUUUGAAAGGUCAGGGACAAAGCUUGUGAUAAGUUCAAAAUGGGGCAUUCUCCCUGUCAAAAGGUAAUUUUAUUUAUGAGGUUACAGACAAAAUGAAGAGGCACCAGAUUAAGUAUAAAAUAGAUUUUUAGGAGGAAAUUAGGAGGAAAACACUGCAUGGCGGUGGGGGGUUGGGGGGGAUGGGUGGAAGGGAUAGGGAGGGGAGUAGGAUGGGAAGAAAGGUUGAUCCCCAUGGUGGGCUAAUCUAAAAGAGACCUGGGAAAGAUUUAUAGGGGAAAUUUAACCUGGGAAUUUGACAUCCUAAUUUGGCUUUCUGAUUGGACCCAGUAAGGUGGGGUUACCCAAGACCUCCACCGGGAUGGGACUGUAAGGCUGAGCAGAUCCUCAUUGACUUCCUUCCCUACUUGCAUCAGGGAGUACUGUACUUUUACCCAGUAUUUUAGACUUUCUCCAACAACCCCACCUUGUUAUCCAGGACCUCACACUCAGUCCUUCCUUCACUACUUAUUCUUUCAAAAAGUACUUAAACUGUGAGUCUGUUGUGUAUGAUUUUCUAAGACAUGGCCAAAUGACCAUCUUUUAAAAUAAUCUGUUGGCCUUAAUAAAAUUAUUAAGUUACCCAGAAACUAUGUCUCUUGAACCUUUUAAAUCACAUAAUCACUGUGGAAAGGCUUUCAGACAAAGCUCCAAUCUUGCUAACCACCAGAGAACUCACACCAGAGAGAAAUCUUCUGAGUGUCUGGGAUAUUGUAAAGCUUUUAAUGUACAUUCUUCCCAUACUGAACACCUCAUAAGAUCAUUCAAGCUAAAGCCAUCCCUUAUUUCCCAAAAGAGAAUUCAUACAAGAUAAAAUGACUAUGGAAAGGCUUUCAAAUGUAUACAGAGCUUACAAGAUAGCAGCAAGUUCAUUCUGGGGACAAGCCAUUCUUGGACUCAGUGUGGGAGGGCCUUCAGCCUGAGAUCAUCUCUUAUUUAACAUCAGAGGAUUCAUUGUGGGGAAAAAAGACUUGUGAAUGAGUUCCAUGAAGAGUUGCCUUUCGCUGAAAGAUGGAGGUCAUCGCACAUUCCGAUAUUCAUACUGGAAAGAAGCUUUACAAAAGCGAGCAUUGUGGAAAGGCUUCAUCUAAAGCUCAGACUUGUCUAUGUAUUGGGGAAAUCUUGCUGGACAUAAAAUUCAUGGAUCUAAUUAGUGAGGAAAUACCACUGCCUACAUCACAGACUUCAAGAUAUAAAAAAUUUCACACUGUGCACAAAGUCCUUAAACAUGGAUUGAAUUUUACUCUGAAAUUUAAGGUUUCCCAUGACUCCUCUAUAAGCCUUGACAUUUCUACACCAUAACUUCUUCAGCCAUUCCUCAGUUGGUCUCACGAUAUCAGCUGGCAUAAAAAGUCCUUGUAUAUAAAAAGUCCUUGUAUAUUUUGUUGAACAUUUAUCUUUGUAAUGAUUUCUUUAGGCUGCUAAUGGAUGCAGUGGUUGGAGAACUGUCCUUGAAUCACCAGAUUUGAGUUCAAAUAGCUGUGAGACCCUGGAUAAGUCACUUAAUGUACACCUGCACACGUUUUUUCAUCUGUAGAAUGGAGAUAAUAAUGGCACUACUUCAAAUGGUCAGUGAAAGGAUUAAAUGAGAUUAUAUUUAAAGGGCUUUGCAAGCAUUUAACCAUCCUGUAAAUCCAAGCUAUUAUUUUCCAUUUAGAUCAUCCAUCUCAUAGCAAAAUCAGUGGGCUUAAAGACAUAGACAUUUUAAUCAUUUUUCAUUCAAAUGGACAUUCAGAAGUGAAGAUGAAAGCAGUGUUUUGUAAUGGUUAGAGAACAACUUCUGACUCACAUCCUCUUUAGCUGUGUAACUCUGGGAGAGAAACAACAUCUCUGGGCUUCCAUUUACCCAUUUCUAAAAUGAAUAAGUUGGACUUGACACCUCAAUGGCCCCUUCCAAAUCUGUGUUCUCAUCAAAAGUACAGAAAACUUCUGUCUCUCUUCAAAGUCUCUUCUUAUAUUCCAAGAAGGAGGCUUAGCGGGACCAAGAAUGAGACUGUACGAAAAAGAGGUAAUAACAGAAGGCUUGAAUGCUCCUUAAAAAUAAUGAGCUUGUUACACAAAUGCAAAGACCUCACUUUCUGGGACUAGAUUUACUAAUCCCUACAAAAUGUUGGGAAAACUGGCAAGCAGCCUGUCAGAAACCAAGACCAAGAUGUUUCUGGGGGAAGAGGGAGCAUGCUCUGAAGACUUAGGAUUUUUGCGUAGUUUAAAAAAUUUUUUUCCUUGUAGAAGGUUUAUUUAUUUUUAAUACAUGUUGGUUUAUGAAUCAUCUCGGGAGAGAAAAAUCAAAGCAAAAGGGAAAAAUCAUGGGAGAGAUUAAAAAAAAAAAAACAGGAAAAAUAACUGAGCAUAGCAUGUCUUGAUUUAUAUUCAAUCUCCUUAGAUCUUUUUUUAGGUCCAGAUGGCAUUUUUCAAUCUCCUUAGAUUUUUUUUAGGUCCAGAUGGCAUUUUUUGUCCAAAGUCUAUUGGGAUUGCUUUGGAUCACUGAACCACUGAGAAGAACCAAGUCUUUCUGAGUUGAUCAUUGCACAAACUUGGCUGUUACUGUAUACAGUAUAUUCCUGGCUCUGCUUGUUUCGCUCAGCAUCAGUUCAUGUAAAUCCUUUCAGGUCUUUCUAUAAUCAGCUUGUUCAUCAUUUUUUUAUAGAACAAUAAUAUUCCAUUACCUUUAUGUAAGCCAUUCCUCAAUUGAUGGGCAUCCACUCUUUUUCCAAUGUCUUCCUACCAUUAUGUAGUUGUUUUCAGAGAUACUUCUGGGGAUCUGUAAGUUUUCAGUUCUUCCAAGGUUAUACGAUACAAAAAAAGCUGUGUUUACUACUCUUCUGGUUGGGAUAUGACCAUAACCACUCUUUUCUGCACUGGUCCCAGGUCCCAGCUGCCCCGUAGCUGAAAGCUCUGAUGUGUUUGUCCUUGUUCUCAAAAUGAGACCCAGAGCUGCGACCCAGAUCCAAGGGUAGCUAAUGCGGCCAUAGUCCUGCGCUUGGUGCCAGCAAAGGGACUUCUGUGAUCCCUUUUUCACUCACGACCAUCUGUUGGCUGAGAUGCAGAAACUGCCACCACUGAGUCAGCCGCUCCACUCUCAUCACAAUGCAACAGACCUUUCCUGCUGACCUUCAAAGCUGAAUUUUUUUUCACCCUGUCCUUUCUUGGGUGUUGCUGCUUCAGAAUUUGUCUUGAGGCAUAUUUAAAGUUGCUUGGAGGAGUCUGGGGGAGUCCCUGCCUCUGCUCUGCCAUCUUGACUCUGCCCUCGUGGUUCAUUUGGUAUAACAUUUGUUACAACUGGAGAUAACCCCAGAGGAAGGCCCCAGAAUUACAGGGCAUCAGGGAAAGCUUUCGGUAGAAAGUGGGAUUUUAGUUGAGACAUGAAGCCGGGAGACCAAGAGUUCUCCCCAUAUGGGGGAAGCCAGAAGAAAAUACCAGCAGUUGUGUAAGUUCCAGAGUUACUGGGAAGGGGAUUGCUAUUGUUUGAAGUGCAAGAGUCCUGGAAAGGUGGAGGGGCUUUGAAUGCUCCUGAGGCGACAGGGGCCACUGCACUUUGCUGAGUAGGGGAGGGGGUGUGUGUGACAGGGGCAGAUCUGUAUUUUGCUGCUGAAUGGGGAGAGACUAGAGGCAGACAGACCUUCCACAAGCUACUGCAAUAGGCUUGACAGCAGCUUGGAUAUUGGGCAUGGAGAGGAGAGUGUAGAGACAGCCAAACAGAGGUGAGUAACUAGCUAAGCCCCAGCUUGGGUUGUGAGCCUGGGCAACCGGGAGGAGGAAGGUACUGGUAUGCUCAGAAGCCGGGAGGACUCACACACUGAGUCAAAGACUAGUUACAGGACCCGCAGUGGGAAAUGAGGGGCUGGAAGUCGGCAGAGAGGGAAGAGCUGGAGAAGGAGGUCCCGGAAUCCUCAGCUCGGAGGGGAUCACUGCUUCGGUGGGAGCUGAGCGGAUCCCCAAGUGAAGCCCAAGAGGAGGGAGGACCCAGAGCAGAGAGUGGGGCAUCCCUGGUCAGGGCAAGAGAACCAGGAGAGAAGAGGGUGAUGGACGGCUCUAGGCUGCAGAGGGGGAAGGAGGACUCGGAGAGCCCCAGAAGGCUCUGCCCCAGCCCCGGGCCCAGGCCUCUGACUGACCACAGGGGCACGUGAGCAGCUGAGGGUCCCCGCCCUCAGGACCAGAGGAGGCAGGGUGGGGACUUGCUUCCUUGGGAACAGACCCCAUCUCCGGCAGGCUCCCAGAGGGAAACAUUAGCGGGGUAAGAGGGAGGAUCCGUCUAGAGAAUCAAUCUCAAAAAUAAACAGGGAGCGUUCUCUUCCUGCCCCCCCGCCCCAACCUCUCAAGUCCAGAACCAGCCUGUGGCCCCCGAGACCCUCCUCAGGAGUCAGUGAGGGAGGACUGGGAGUCUGGGGCCGGGGGAGGGAGACAGAAACCCCGGAUGCUCGGCUGGGCCCGAGGACACAGUGGAGUCCCCUGGGGAAGGGCGGUCAGGAGGGGCUCACAGAGACUCCCAGAACAGGCGCCCUCCGGCAGAGACCGAGUCAGGGCCAGGCUGGCGGGGAGGAGGGAAAGCUGGUUAUGGGGGUGCACGUUUCGAGGCUGGGGAGGGGACAGGGAGGACUGCCUCGGUUCAGAUGGGGGUGGGGAAGAGCAGGCCCUCUCCAGUGGGGGAGGGUUCGAGGGCAUUGGAGACUGCGGGGGGGCGGGGGAGGCACAGGAUUGCUGGACAGAGAAGGGCUACAGGCUCCUGCCCAUCAAGGCUUGGUGGGAGGGAGGGGAGGUCGCGAUCUGGCGGUCUUCGCGUAGAGUGCGGAGGGCACGGUGAGAGUACGGGAGGUGACGCUCCGAGAGGCAGCUGAGGAACCUCGAGACGGCCGAGUUUGGUGCUCCCGGCUGCGGGGCCGGCGUGGGUCGGAACUCGGCCACUCGGCCGGCCUGGGUCUCGGGGAGAGAGGGGGUUGGGGGAUUGAGGGGGAGGGCUUCGAGCCUCGAGCGUCCAUGGCGGAUACAAAGCUGACCGGGCUAGACCGGUGAAAAAGGUGAGUUCCUGGAGUCCGUGGGUAACUACGCGGAGAAAGCGGAAGUGGGACGCGGUGCGUGACUUCUGGGAAAUGUAGUCCCCGGAGCCGCGCAUGCUCAGGAUCGCAAGCUACGGAAGGAGGUAGGGGGGUUGCGUGAGGGGGCGGGGGCGGAGAAGGGGAUGCCCCGCCCCCUCCUCUGCCGCUACCUUUAGCUUCCAGCUACGCCUCCUCUGCCCCGAGACCCCAGUUCAUCCCCAGUGACACACCUCCCUCCCCUAUUGGGUCCUUGGACUCCAACUCGCCCCCACCCCUGUCCCGGGACGUCGUGGGGCUCUUGUCCUUAUAGAGGGCGGGGAAUGGGGAGACGUCUCUUUCAGAAACUGCCCAUUUCCCGCUUGAUUCCGGGACCGAAGCAACGGCAGGGCGCCCCUCUCGUCCCAGCCCAGCUUCACUUCAUACACAUGUUCAUAGGUUUCUCCAUCUUGUCUUUAGAAAUUUCUGGUGAAAUCGUCUUUCCGUCCGUUAUCCGUGUCCUCGCUCCCGGUUUCAGUCGCCGCGGUGCUUCUGAACGCGUGGGCCCUUUCCCCGGUUUUUCUGAGGGCCCGGGGUCCCGGGCCGAGGAGUCCGACCCAGCAGGAGCUCCGUUACUGCGGACGGGAGGGGCCGGGGCUCGGCCCCACCAGUGACGUCAGUGGGUCCGGCUCUCCCCGCCCCUGCGGACGCUGGUCAUUUCGGCCAGUCUGAGAUCGGUCAUUCUGAGGGACCUGGAGAAGAAGUGAUCGCAGAUGGGGGAAAAAAAUUAAUGUGUGAUUAUUGAUAAAUGGAUUUCUUGUUUGGAAACUUCGAAGGAAGAAAGCCGCCUCUGUUCGUGGGCAGAGGCUCUAAGUCAUUAGUGACACGGGCUUAACACACGUUGGAUUCCUUGGGACGGGGGGAGGGGGAACAUCGGAACGCCAGGUUUUGCCAGAGCGGAUGCUGAAAAUUAUCUGCGCGUCUGUGUUAAAAAUAAAAAAGCUUUACCAGAAACAAUCAGUAACUAGAGAAAAGCAGGUGAGAGCACCUCCCAGGUACCUCUCAUCCCCGCCUGUGGGCUCACAGGAGAGCAGGGAAGAUGAGGAACGCUGGAGGGAUGUGGGAAAUGUAUCGCGCCGGCCCCGGGCGCUGUGGGCUGGUCUGGCGUCCUGCAGCUCCCUGCGCACUGAUCCCCGAAUGUCACCGCGAGGUCUGACCUCAGAGAGCAAAGGAAAAGGCCCCGCGGGCCCGGGGUGUCCUGGGGGGGAAGGAGAGGGGGCCGCCCCGGGGAAGGGAGUUUGCUCCGGUCCGAGUCCCGGCAGAGGGAGGGAGCGCGCCGCUGAGCUGGUCCAGGUGGAAUCCGAGGCUGGGGUGGAGCCCGCCGGCCUGGGAGGAGUCGGGAGUGGAAGACGGUUGUUUUUAGUGGCCCAGGCCUUCCACGUGACGGGGGGCAGCGCUGGGGAGCCGAGGCUGGCCCGCUGCGAGGUCCCGCUCCGGGGAGCCCGGGGAAGGAGGGAAGUUCUGGGGUCUCCUCUGGCCCGGGCGGCCCGGGUGGGCUGGCCGGGAGCGGGAGCCCUGGGAGCUGAGCUCAGGCCGCCUUCCCGGCAGGUGCGGGGGCUUCCCCUGAAGCUGAGAGCGUCCUGGCUUCCGGAAGCCGGCUCGGAGCCUGCAGGUCCCAGGCCUGGAAGAGAAGGGAAGGCCUGUCAGCCUCUGGAGUCCUUCUGGAGCCCCUGGAGUCCUUCUGGAGCCCCCACUCGGCCCGCAGAGGACCAAGGCCUGGCCCAAGGAGGGAGCUGGAGCCCAAGGAGAUGGCCCCCGGGAGCCGCAGACCCCCGGCCCAGGAGUUGGUGACAUUCAAGGAUGUGAUUGUGGACUUCACCCCAGAGGAGUGGGCGCUUUUGGACAAUACUCAGAAAGAGCUGUACAAGGAGGUCAUGGUGGAGAAUGCCCGGAACCUGCUCUCCCUGGGACUUCCAGUUCUCAGAGAAGGUUUGCUCUCCUAUUCUGAACAAGGGAAAACACCAUGGAUUCUGGUUCAUGAUGGCCCAAGAAACCUUUCCUGUCCAGAUGGAGAGAUGAGGCUUGAAAUGAAGGAGACUACCGCCAAGCUGAGCAUUUCUGUGGAACAAUCACACCACCAGGGAUUCGUAAAUGAUGGUUGCCACAACCUCAAUUUCAGAGGAAUUGGUGAUUCUGAUAUCAAGCUAAGGAAAAACCAAAGGAAUCACUGUGAAUUUGAUAAAGAUGGAAAGAGUUUCAGACAAUGUUUAAUACUAAUUGGCUGUAAGAAAAGGACCUCAGGGAAUGAAUGCUCUCGAAGUAGUAGGGAAUGCUUUACUGAACAGGUGAAGCUUGUUGAGUCUCAUGGGAAGCCUUCUGAAGUGCAAAUUUAUCAGUGUAAUCAAUGUGAGAGAACCUUCAGCUUGAAAUCAGAUUUAAUUAGACAUAAGAAAAGUCAUGGUAGAGGGAAUGAAGGUGAUAAGACCUUUAAUUAUAAUUCAAAGCUCAUUGACCAUCAGAAAAUUCAAAAUAGAAAAAACUAUUAUGAAUGUAAUGAAUGUGGUAAAGCUUUUAAGGAACAAUCAUCCCUUAUUCGACAUCAGAAAUGUCAUACUAGUGAAAAACUACACAAAUGUUUGCAAUGCGGAAAGGCCUUCAGGCAACAGUCAUCCCUUUUUUCUCAUCAGAGAAUUCACACUAGAGAGAAAUCUUGUGAGGAUCAUGAGGGUGAUAAAGGUUUUAGUGAAAACUCAUCCCUUAUUGUACAUCAGAGAAGCCCCACUGGAAAGAAACCUUAUGAAUGUAAUCACUGUGAAAAGACUUUCAGACAGCGCUCCCAUCUUACUCAUCAUCAGAGAAUGCACAAUGUGGAGAAGCAUUAUGAAUGUAAUCAAUGUAGGAAGACUUUCAGCUGCAGUUCUAAUCUUACAAAACAUCAGAGGAUCCACACUGGAGAGAAACCUUAUAAAUGUAGUCAAUGUGGAAAAGCUUUCAGGUGCAGUUCUAGUCUUAGUAAACAUCAGAGAAUCCACACUGGAGAAAAACCUUAUAAAUGUAAUCAAUGUGGAAAGACUUUUGGAAGAAGUUCCAAUCUGUCUGUACAUCAGAAAACCCAUACUGGAGAGAAGCCUUAUGAAUGUAAUCAAUGUGGAAAAACUUUUCGACAACAUUAUAAUCUUUUGGAACAUGAGAGAAUUCAUUCUGGAGAGAAGCCUUAUGAAUGUAAUCAAUGUGGAAAGACUUUCAGAUGCAGCUCCAUUCUUGCUAUACAUCGGAGAGUCCACACUGGAGAAAAACGUUAUGAAUGUAAUCAAUGUGGAAAGGCUUUUAGAAGGAGCUCUGGACUUGCUAUCCAUCAGAGGAUUCACACUGGAGAGAAGCCUUAUGAAUGUAAUCAAUGUGGAAAGCCUUUCAGAUGCAGCUCUAGUCUUGCUGAUCAUCAAAUAAUCCACACUGGGGAGAAACCUUAUGAUUGUAAUCAAUGUGGAAAGACUUUCAGAGGCAGGUCUGGUCUUGCUAAACAUCAGAGAAUUCACACUGGAGAAAAAUCCUAAGAAUAUGUUAAAUGUGGAAAAUGUUUCAGAGAUAAAUAGAUAUAUCUCCAAUCUUGCUGAAUAUCAAAGAAUCCACACUGGAAAGAAACUAUGAAAGUAAUCAAUGUGGAAAAACUUUCAGAUUCAACUCCAAAUUUGCUCAACAUCAGAGAGUCCACACUGGAGAAUUACCUUAUAAAUUUAAUUAAUUAAUAUGAAAAGGCUUUCAGAAGGAGGUUCAAUUUUGCUGAUCAUCAUCAAUGUGGAAAGACUUUCAGAGACAAGUUUGAUCUUAUUAAACAUCAGAGAAUCUGCACUGGAGAAAUAUCUUAAGAAUAUGUUCAAUAUAGAUAACCUUUCAGAGAAAGAAAAAAAGAGUUCCAAUCCUGCUCUCCUGGAGAGAAAGCUUAUGAAUGUAAUCAUUAUGGAUGCAGCACUAGUUUUCUUGACCAUGAAUGUAAUUAAUGUGGAAAGUCUUUCAAAUGCAGCUCCACAGCGGAGAAAUGUCAUGACUAAUCUAUGGAAAAAGACUUUUAGACAUAGCUCCAGUCUCACUGUACAUCAGAGAAUUCACACUGGAGAGAAAUCUUAUGAAUGUAAUCUUUGAGGUCAAACUUCUAGCCACCGUCAUCCUUUCUUUGCUAUUUAAGAAUUCAUAAAAGAUAAAAAUCUUAUCACUGUAAUAAAUGAGAAAGGAAUAUAGAGGUUGUUAGACAUCAGAUAUUCUGGGUCCAAGCUGUAGGAAGACUUUCAGCCAGAAAUCAUCUGUAGUAGUGUGAGAAACCUUAUAUAUUUGCUCAAUUUAGACAUGUUUUUUGCUAGAAGAGGGAGGCCCCUAGAUGUCAGAAUAUGCACACUGGAAAAAAAAAAGGCUUAUAAAAAACAAUGAUUGUGAGAAAUCGUUUACGUAGAACUCAUAUUUGACUGUACUUUGGAGAAAUUAUACUGAAGGUAAAACAUAGGGAUCUGAUUAACAAGGGAAGACAUCUUGUUUCAGAAGCACACACAUAAUUAGAAAACUUAAAUUUCAUGCUGUUCAUUGAGCCCUAUAAAUUUAAUGAUUUUUUUCUCAGAAAUAUUGUUUUUUAAUACUCAGUAAUGUCCAUGGCAUCAAUAUAUCAUAAUUUCAUCAUCCAUUCCCCAAUCGUUUAAUUUUUACCUGUUUCCUAUACUUUGUUGACGCGAAACAUUCUGGUGUAUUUUGUUAACCUUUGGACAUUUAUUUCUGAUUUCUUGAGGAUGGCAAGUAGCACAGUGGAUAGAGUGCUGCUUCUAGAACCACAAGACCUGAGCUCAAAUCGGUUUCUGACACUAGCUGUGUGACCCUGGACAAAUCACGUAACCUAUUACUGCCUCAGUUUUCUUCUUCAGUAGGAUGUGUACACCUACCUCUUACGGAUCAUGUUAGGACCAAAUGUGAUAAUACCUGUAAAAUGCUUUGUAAGCAUUAAAUCUCUAUUUAAAUGCUUAUUUUUACUAUUAUUAUUAUUGUUAUUCAGAUCACAAGUCAUAGCAGAAUCUUAAAGAUGUGGACAAUUUAGUCACUUUUUUUAAUAAUUCAAAUUGAUGUUCAAAACAUAUGUCAUAUUAUCACAGUUGUCAUAUUAUCAAACUGGUUUUAGAGUCAGGAAAAUUUGUAUUCCCAUCCUACCUCAAAUGCUCUCUAGCUAUGUAACUGGGCAUGGAACACUCUCUUUGUGUCUCCAUUUGCUCAUCUCUAAAGUGAGGACUUUAGUGACUCCUAUGGUGCUUUUCAACUCUAAACCUGUGUUCCCAUGAAAAAUGUAUUCGAUGUCUCUUUCCACAUCAUUUUCCAGUAUUCUAGGAAAGAGGCAUACCAGGGCCAAAUUUGAAACUAUAGCACAAAAGAUUAUGAAGUACUUGAAAUAGAAAUCUUGAGAAAAAUGAACAGGUUAGUUGCAUACUAUUUAAAAGGAAUUGGAGCCUAGAGACAAGGUGGUGGAGUGGAACCAAUGUGCUUGCCUAGGUUUUGCAAUACACCUGUCUUUAACAACUUAUAUUUUAAAAAAUGAGUAAAAGAGAACAAAAAUCCCAAUGAAUCAUCUUUGUAUCCCAGAAUAUCUUAGGAGGUCAUAAAGAGAAGUCUUUCUCAUAAAGAGAAGAGGUGGGAUCUGGUUGGGAACACGGUGUAUUGGAACUGGCAUUGGCCAUGGGAUUUGGAGGUUUUCUGCAGCAAAGGCAGAAGCACUGGGGUGGUGAGAGCACUGUGUACCUGGUCAUAAAGCAAUGUCAGGACACUGCUGAGCUAGUAUUGGGCAAAAGAUCAAGAGACAUGUGGCAGUUCUGUCACCCAUGAGUAAUUUGUAGUUACACAGGUUGGAGAGGUGUGGUCAAGGUUGGAAGGAACCAGAGGCCCUAUCUGUGGAGGGACCAAAGUACAGAGCAAGAGGACAGUGAUCAGACCUUUUCUGAACUUUGGAAACACUAAAAACUUAGAAGCCCAUAGCCCUAACAGCAAAAACAGGAGAACUUAAAAAAACAGAAGCUCAGGCUAGUCAUCCAUUCCAGUGGUGAAAAAGAGUUCAACUCUAACAUGAAAAGUCCAGAAAUAAUCUGGAAAAAUGAGCAAUUAAAAAAAAAAAAAACAAGAACCUGACCAUAACUAGCUACUACAGGGGAUGGGGAAACUCAAGACCCAAAUACAGAAGGCAGUAAUCACUUGGAAACAUUUAGAAGCAAAGUCUCAAAGAAAAAUGCAGAUUGGAAUAAAUUCAACAAAAAUUUUUGGAGAAGCUAAAGAGGGCAACAAAUAAAGAUUUUGAAAAUCAAAAAAGAAUGGUAGAGGGAAAAUGGGGAAAAUAAAAAUUUUAAAAUGGGAGAGAAUUAUAGCAGCAGAAUGAACAGAACAGCUUAGUCAAAGAAGCACCAAAAAUACUUAAAAAAAAAAAGUCCUUAAAAAUAAGAUUGGCCAAAUGGUAAAGGAGGUACAAAACUUCACUGGAGAAAGUAAGUCUCUAAAAAUUAGAAUUGAUCAAGUAAAAGCUAAGAAUUCCACAAAAUAUUAAAAAACAAAAACAUCAGGAAAAAAAACC
Molecule: messenger RNA, 12477 nt
Organism: Antechinus flavipes (yellow-footed antechinus)
Lineage: Eukaryota; Metazoa; Chordata; Mammalia; Dasyuromorphia; Dasyuridae
Product: zinc finger protein 30 homolog
Exons: 5
Coding region: 7700-9445 (581 amino acids)
Biological process (GO): regulation of transcription by RNA polymerase II
Cellular component (GO): nucleus
Molecular function (GO): RNA polymerase II cis-regulatory region sequence-specific DNA binding; DNA-binding transcription activator activity, RNA polymerase II-specific
Source: RefSeq, a predicted model, not a curated record